This is a messenger RNA of Menidia menidia (Atlantic silverside), 762 nucleotides long. NCBI's taxonomy places the organism in Eukaryota, Metazoa, Chordata, Actinopteri, Atheriniformes, Atherinopsidae. The record is from the annotation of a GenBank genome assembly.
CUGUCUGGAUCACGCCUCGACCUGCUCUCCUCCCUGGCGCACUCGCGCACUACCCGCCAAUCCUCCAAUGGGAACUUCAACAUCAAGGCCAGCUCUGGAUACAAGUUUGGCUGCUUGGCCAAGAUCGUCAACUACAUGAAGACAAGGCAUCAGGGCGGUGACACGCACUUCCUGACCCUCGACGAGAUUCUGGAUGAGACCAAACUUCUCGACAUCAGCAUGAAACAGAAACAGUGGCUCAUGACCGAGGCCUUGGUCAGCAACCCAAAAAUCGAAGUCCGCGACGGGACCUACGGCUUCAAGCCCAAGUACAACCUGAAAGACAAGAAAGCCUUACUGAGGCUGCUGGACAAACACGACCAGCUCGGCCUCGGAGGGGUGCUGCUGGACGACGUGGAGGAGGGGCUCCCGAAUUCAGCCAAAGCCAUCAAGGCACUGGGGGAUCAGAUCAUCUUUGUAACCAGACCGGACAAAAAAAAGAUCCUGUUCUACAAUGACAGGCACUGUCACUUUGUUGUGGAUGAAGAAUUCCAGAAGCUGUGGAGAAGUGUCCCGGUAGACUCCAUGGACGAGGAAAAGAUCGAAGAGUACCUGAAAAAACAAGGGAUCUCCUCCAUGCAAGAAACCGGACCAAAGAAAGUGUUACCGGUUCAAGGCCGAAAGAAGAACAGCGGGCAGAGGAAGAGACACUUCAAGACCCACAACAAUCAUCUGGCAGGGGUUCUGGAGGACUAUUCAGAAGGCGUGCCAGCGAAGAAAUAA